AUGAUUCCACAUUUAUAUUCAUCAACAACUGAUAUGGAUUCCGAUGCAGUAGAUGCCCAAACAAUAAAAACAAAUUCAAAUAUUUAUUAUGCACUUAUAAAAAACGCAGACACAUCAGAACAUGAUUAUGGAAUACCAACAAACGCAUUACAAGGAGGCUUCUUCGCAAUACUUUUCAAAGUAACAGAAGGAACAACGAACAUGGAAAAAGUAUCAAUAACAAUGAAAACUCCAUCCCAAGAAAGUACUCCAAUAACACUUUAUCCAAAUUCACAUGGAAUUUUUAUUUCAAUUUCAUCUCCAGGAAACCUUCUUCUUUCAAAUACAAAUACUUCAACAAGUCAACAAUAUAAAGAGCUGAAGCUAAACAUCCCUUUCGAAUCAGGCAAUUCAAUUUACCUAUCUCUGGAUAUGUUCGAUCCUUCAAUAAUAAACAUUUAA
Molecule: messenger RNA, 441 nt
Organism: Entamoeba dispar SAW760
Lineage: Eukaryota; Evosea; Mastigamoebida; Endamoebidae
Exons: 1
Coding region: 1-441 (146 amino acids)
Source: RefSeq, a predicted model, not a curated record